Xiphophorus maculatus (southern platyfish) is the source of this 5914-nucleotide messenger RNA. It is a transcript of the gene tdrd7b, whose product is annotated as tudor domain-containing protein 7B. The record is from RefSeq and is a predicted model, not a curated record. The transcript has 22 exons. Gene Ontology annotation, biological process: lens fiber cell differentiation; spermatogenesis; lens morphogenesis in camera-type eye. Lineage: Eukaryota; Metazoa; Chordata; Actinopteri; Cyprinodontiformes; Poeciliidae. Bases 675 to 4127 code for a protein of 1150 amino acids.
GACGGGCUUUAAAAGGACUGCAGGACACAUGAAUUCACAUGGAUUCUUAGGCAGCCGGUGGGGAAAAAACCCCAAAAACAUUUAAGGGUUAUUAUUCCUUUCCUUUCAAAGUUCCAACACAAGAUACUGGCAUUAUUUUAACAAGAAGUUAUGAGUCAACAAACUGGUUAAUAAUGACUUGAAAUUUUGCUUCGAUGAAGAAAAUAUGCAGAUAUGAGUCCUGCAUCUCCUGAAUGGAAAUCUGUCUGGAAAAAGACCAGAGUUCCUACGGGGAUUUCCCAAGUUUGAUCCUCGAGAGUUACCAUCCUGCGACCUGCAGCUGCGUCCUUUCUCCAACACACCUGAAUCAAAUUAAUGGCUCAUUACCAAAAGGGAAGUCAGCUAUUUAACUGGAGGUACGUUGGGAAACAGAAGAACCCAAGUUGCAGAAUCCAAAGGAUUGGAGUUGGAUACGUCUGCACCAGAGUGAACUUCUGGAAAGCGCAGCACUGUUAAUCAACCAAAGAGCUUUGGCGACCAAUCAGAUGGCGGAAAGGAGGCUGCUCCCGGACCCGGCUUGGCAGUAGCACGGGAUACCGAUCCCCGGUCGGCCGCAGCGCAGCCCCGUGGCGGUGACACCUCCGACAGCGAGCGACUCGACCCACUACAGCUUCACUCCGUUUUUCCUGCACAAGAUGACUGAAGUGGAGUUGGUGAAACGGACGCUGCAUGCCAUCGUCCAGGCCAACAGAGGUGGAGUGUCAUUGUCCCGUCUGCAGUCGGAUUACAAGGAGCUGACCGGAGACCAGAUCCCGCACCAAGAGAUGGGACAUGUCCAAGUGGAGGCUCUGCUAGCCAGCACGUCCUCUGUUCGCAUGGAGAGGGGAGGCUCUGGAGAGAUGGUUUAUUUUUCCUCUGGAGCCAAGGAGGCAGCACAUACAGCCAAGGUGGUGGCCCGACAACGCAGCUCUAAGAGAACCGGCCGACACCACCUGGUCAACACCCAGAUGAGAGUUAAACCGGCGGUUCCUCUAGUCCUCAAUGCUAAACCCCAAACCUCUCUGAGGCAGCCAAACCACCGAGGCCGAGGAAGAGGAGCAGGCGGCGGCCGUGGAGCUGGACAUGGAGACUUCAGAGACUUGAGGGAUGUCCUGUCAGAGGCUCGGUCUGGGGUACAUCCUUACAGGCUGUCCAGUCAGUACAAAGCCUAUAAGAGAGGGAACCUACCGACAGAAAGACCAGACAAGAGGAUGAUCCUCCCGACGCGGUUUCAGAAGGAGAUGCAAGCUCACCUUUCCAGAAAUUCACAACAGACCGGCCCACCGGUGAAUCUAAACGAGAGCUUUGGGCCGGGCAGAGGAAACCCCUACAAGCCUCAGCAGGUUCAGAGUCGCAUCAGAGAGAUUUUGGCCAAGUACAGCAAUGGCUUCUGGGUGUCCAAACUGCCUCAGAUCUACAGAGAGCUGUACAGACAGGACCUGCCCUCAGAGGCCAUCAAAGACCUGGAGACCUGGACCCACAUAUGCAUUGUGGAGAAAACCUGUGGCAGUAACUCCUCGGAGCUGCUCCUCUAUCCCGCCACGGAACAGACCAACACACCCGUCCCUUCCCAGACCGUUAACUCCACCACCUCGCCUGCUGAAGCCUCCCCAGUCCAGAAGAGGCCCCACAUCAACCCUCUGGCUCGAUCUGGCUCCCGGUCUCCCCCAUCUCCUCCAUACCCCCAGUCUCCCCGGUCUUCCCCAUCCUCCCAGUCUCCCCGGUCUUCCCCAUCCUCCCAGUCUCCCCAGUCUUCCUCUUGGUCUCCCAGCCCUCCUUCCUCCCCGGCAGCCCUCAGCCCUGAUCUGAAGCAGAGACUGGAGGAGCUGCUGAUGAAGUACUCCAGUGGUCUGUGGGCUCAUGCACUGCCAAAGCUCUUCCAGGACACAUACAAAAUUAAACUGCCCGGAUAUGUGCUGAAGAACCUUGACCUCCUCUCCGACAUUUGCACCAUCAACUAUCCGAUGUCUGACAACCCCCAGCGGGCCAUCCUGUACAGGCGGAGCAGCGUCAGAGGGGAGGAUGAGAACUGCAAUAGGAGGAGCUCGUCCGCCAGCGAAGAGGAGCUGAAUGUGAGGACUGAGCUGAGGAGGAGUCUCAGCAACCACAAGGUGCCGACUCUGCAGAUCCCCAAGGAAGAAUAUCCCUCCGUUCUGGUGAUGGAGGCCACCAACACCAACACUGUUAUACUGAGGUACAUCGGCGAGGGGUACUCGGUGGCGCAGGACUCCAUGGAGGACGAGAUGAGGGAGUAUUAUGGCUUAGACAAAAGCCAGCAAGCCCCUCUGUCUUCUACUUCCUCCGGCCAACUCGUCGCAGUCCGGGCUGAGGAAGAGGAGGAGAUCCUGAGGGCACAAAUAUGUGAAGUCAUGUCUGACAAAGUCAAGGUUUACUAUGUGGAUCACGGCUUCUCAGAGGUGAUCAGUAAAAGCAAAGUGUUGGAGCUGCAUGAGAAGUUUUUCAAGCUGCCUUUCCAGGCAACCAAGUGUAAGCUAGCAGGCCUGGAGCCGUUCUGUCAGGAGCCCUUGGUUCUGAAGACGUUUGAGGCGAUGGCGAGUGGACGGAUCCUCCUGGCCGAAAUCUUAGAGCGAGGUCCCGUCCCUCUGGUGGUUCUGUACGACACGUCUCAGGACGAUGACGUGAACAUCAAUGCCGCCUGCAUAAAAUCCCUACAGGACAAGACGCUAGCGAGUCCGUUGCAGGUGAACAGCGCCUAUAUGAAUGUGACCGUCAGCAGUGUUUGCUCCGAUGGGACCAUUUACUGCCAGCUUCCCUCCAGAGGACUCACUAAGCUGAAUGAGAUAUUGCAGAAAAUAGAGAAUUACUUCCACACACAGGUGACGUCAGAGUUUCUGGUAUCCAGGCCUUUUUGUGGGAAAGAAUGUCUGGCUCGCUAUAAAGGCAAAUGGUCUCGUGUUGAGAUCACCAACCUGCACGGCAGCAGAGUGUUGGACAUCCUGUUCGUAGACGUGGGCGUCCAGGCUUCCGUAGAGGUGUUUGAGCUCAGAGAGAUCCCGCCACUGUUCCUCCGUGACCUCGUCUCCAUCCCACCUCAGGCUGUGAAGUGCUGCCUAGCAGACCUGGCGGUCAGUGUGGGGUCCUGGUCUUCAGACGCUGUCCAGUGGCUUCGAGAGAAAGUGUUAAACACCUCGGACUGGAGCAUGAAGGUUGCCAAAGUGGAUGAAACCAAGCACUGCGUCUGUGUCCACCUGUUCACCGACAAGAACUUCCUCGACCCGUCCCGCAGCCUCAACCACCAGAUGGCCCAGUCCGACCUGUUCAAGCAGCAACCAGAUGUCUUCCUGAUCAGCCACAGCCCGACCAAGAUUUCCACAAACCCGUUUUCCUCCAAGACCUCAAGCAGCAGUGACUCCACCAGUGGCAGUCCGACGUCGGCUUCUGUCCCAGCCAAGCCUCAUCCCAGGAGGACGCUGUCAGGACCUAAAGAAGGAGGAAACACAGCGUCCACCAGCCCUCCUGGAACACCAUCAUCACCUUCCGGCCUCCUCCAGCUGCCGCCACUGCUAGAGCUACCGCCAGUCGGACACAAUAUGGAUGUGUACGUGUCUGUGGCGUGUCACCCAGGACACUUUGUGCUGCAGCCCUGGAGAGACAUGUACAAACUGGUGGUGCUGAUGGGAGAAAUGAUACUUUCCUACAAUAAAACUGAGGAGAAACCAUUUAAAGUGGAGAAGAAUCAGAUUUAUGCUGCUAAAAUUGAAAACAAUUGGCACCGUGUGUUGGUGAAGGGAGUUCUGACCAAUGGACUGGUUUCUGUUUAUGAGCUGGAUUAUGGUAAACAUGAGCUGGUCAGCUGCAGUCAGCUCCGGACGCUGACCAAGAAGUUCAGACAGCUGCCGUUCCAGGGCAUCCAGGCUCAGCUGGCUGGAGUGAAGCAGCGGCUGUGGUCAGAGGAAGCCUCCAUCGUUUUCAGGAACCAUGUGGAGAAGAAACCUCUGGUGGCCCAGCUAGAGGCCACGCAGGACGCCGUCAACCCAUGGGACAGGAAGCUGAGCGUCUUCCUGGCGGACACCUCGCACGAGGAACAUGACGUCUGGAUUCACGACAUCAUGGCUGAGUUUGCAGAUGAGCAGAGCAACGAGCUGUAGACUCAGGGCACCGAAUCAGAGUUUCAUGGUUUUUAUAGCUAGCAGCUCUUCUGCUCUUUACUGAAAACUGGAUAUAAUAAAGUGAGGAAAAUUUCAGGUUUGUUGUAUAAUAGGACUUAAAGAAUGAACAAAACAUAGAAAAGAAGGAUUAAUGACAUCUAAAUCAGCAACAAUAUAGAGAUAAAAACUAAAUGAAUUGGUUACUAAUGUGGGUAUAGCUAUUAUAGAAGUGUUGUGGUGAACUUAAUUUUUUCUGCCAUAAAAUGAAAUAGUUCUAAGAACUGUUGAAACAACCUUAAAAGCAUACAGUACAGCUUUAACUGCAUGCGCAUCCUGUAUCAGUGUGAACAAUCUGAAGAACCUGAGCCCUAAAAAAACUAUGUGAGCAUUAUCGCAUUAUCACAUGCUGGUUUAAACGUACUGUCAUGCUGAAAAGAAAGCACACCCUCCUCCACUUUUAAAUGUUAAUGUGUGAAUUACUUAGACACACAACAAUUCAAAAAGAUGAGUCCAUUAUGGAAAAGUUAUUCCCUAAAACACAAAAUUCUAGUCUGCUAGAAGGUAAAGAGGGUGUACUUUCUUUUUUUUUAACAGGGCUGUAGGUGUAUUUGUUUACGAAGCCUGCUUAUUGGUGGUGUUUCUCAGAGUCACAAAGUUUACAAAAGUCAGAGUGAACAUUCCCUGAAGAGGCGGAUGAAAUAAAAGAAAAAAUUAAGCCAAGAAGAAAGAUCUUCUAAAUCAUAUAUUUAGCAGUAAAUGUUUAAAAUAUGAAGACAAACCUGGACUGUAUGUUUCAGGAUGACAAAUAUGAAAACAUUACUCUUGGAAGACCCUGGUCAUCCUGCUUUGUAAAUGAAAAAAAUCUGAUGCAAUUAUUCAACAGCUGAUAUUUCCAUAUUUGUGGAAUUAAAUAAGAUCCUUUUAUAGACAAAGAAAGAAAGAAAGAAUGAAAUCUGAAUUUAAAAAUAGUUACAAUAAAAUAGUGUUUUAUUCAAAUUACAGUCUGCAUUCAUAAUUGAUAUUACUGUUUAUGAUCUCAAAAUUAGACAUGACAAUAAUGACUGUCAUUUGCAGUUAUUGAUUUUAAUUUAGUUUUUAUUUUUUGCAAAGUUCAAAUGUUCAGUCCAAACAUGGGAGUUUUGUGACUUUUUUGGGGGGUUUGUUUGCACAAAGUUACAAACUUGAAUAUCCUCCAAGAGUAGAUGUUUAAUUAGAUAUAUUGUUUUUAUUAUUGGUUGUAAUACAAUUUAGUUCAUAUUUAGAAAGAUUAAAUUGAAGCCUAAUCAAUGCUUUUAUGUUAGAUUUUUACAAGCUGUGAACUACAGAAACAUAGUUUCAAAACAUAUAUCUGAAGAACAAAACUCUUAAUUUAUGGGUGAAAUCGUGUGUUUAAACCCACUUCCUGUCGUUAGGAUGGAUGCUACUAAGGCUUCUCUAUAUGCAAAAACUCCACCUUUUUUGUUUUGUUUUGUGAGGGAGUGGGCUUUACAUGUGUUCACACUCUGCUGAAGUGUGUGAGCAUAUCUUAAAACUUAAAGUAUGGCUCAGAGUCGGUCACUAGUAGUGCUGACCUUCUGAUAUGUUAAUGCUCUUGAACCUGAACUCAAAUGUGAUUCCGACAGGCCGCCUUUUAUUUGAUCUCUGGUUUUAAAGAGUGCAGAUUAGACCUGGUUUAUUAGUGGAUCAUUUAUAUUUAACUUAUAUUAUUUAGAUGCUGAUGCGAAUGUAAUAAUUUCACAUGGUUAAAAAAAAUUUGUUUUCUGAAUAAAGUGAGAUUGUGAGGCUGA